CCUGCCGAUCAGUAGCUGGAAAAAAAUGGUGUGUAAAAUAGAAAUUUAGUUGUUCCAAGCCGCUAUUCUUUAUAGAUAAGAACAAUUUUCUAAGAUAAAUAGAGUUUUUUAAAGUUUCUUAAUUUGAUGAAAAGAAUUCUAAAAUGUUUAGUGUAAGUAUUUAUAAAAGUUUUGAUUACGACUCGCCCUAUGUUUAACAAUUUUUCUCGAUAUUUCUCGAUCGCAUAAAAUUGAACAAAUUCAGUUACUAUGGCCAUGUUGACGACGCAGACUAGUGAAAAUUAAUUGAUUUAAAAACAAAAAAUCUAAAGAUGGAAUUGACUGGCAAACUCUUUGAGGGAAAGGAUUAUCCGACACAAUGGGCUCUAAAUCCUUCCACCUAUCAAAAUAUGAGCAACGAUCAAGUCGAUUGGGCCGCAUUAGCUCAACAGUGGAUAAAAAUGAAGGAAACAGUCGUUCCCCCUGCCCCACCGCCACCCUCAAUUGAUACGGGACAAUCGGACAACGAUGGAGGAGGAGAAGCUCCAAUGGAUAUGGACACUAAAGACGAUGACAUUCCCCCAGCACCCCCAGCACCAAGUAUAAGUGGUUCAGACUACUAUAUUAUGAUGAGAGGUAAUGAUACACCCAAGGAAAAAACAAUAUUCCACAAGAAAUCACAUAAAAAUAAUUCAGAUGGUUGGAAUCAGUGGAAUCAAUGGGGACAUUGGAAUGCAGCUGGACCUGGACCAGGAAAUUGGGAAUGGAGCGGAGUGCCACCCCCGGGAGUAACUAUUGGACCCGAUGGAAAACCCACUGGACUGGGCAAUUCUCCUGUUGCACCUUCAGCGCCUCAGAUUUCAGGGAAUUUCAAUGUGCCUCCACCGUCAGCACCAUCUCCUUAUGUUUAUAAUUCAGUAUCAAAUGCACAGCCAUACAAUCAGCAGGUGCCACCUUAUUGGUCAGGAGAUCAAUCUGGUGUAAUGUCAUCUCAACCGCCACCGUUUUUAAAGGGAAUGCGUCAUUCUAAUAGAAUGCCACCAAUUCGAGGCGUAGAUCCAAUGAGAUCCCGAGAGGAAAGAGAACCUACGCCUGAAGAAGAUCCAUAUACAUUAGACGCAGCUAAACGAAGGCAAUUGCCCGCAUGGAUAAGAGAAGGUCUAGAAAAAAUGGAGAGAGAAAAACAGAAGGCAGUCGAACGAGAGAGACAAGAGGAAUUGCGAAAGCAAGAAAUGGAAGCACGAAAAAAAGCCGAAGAUGAAGCUCGCGCCGUUCUCAAUCCCAGCAAGAGCAAAUUCGAUUCGGAUUCGGAGAAGGAAACAGAGGAAGAGACAGGAUCGAGGCAUGACGAGACGGAAAGAAAUGUCGAUCGCAGUCCGGAUCACAGUCGCCCACGACGUUCACGUUUCAGGGAUGCAGAAUCGCCCGAUUCACGUUCAGCAAAAGAGGGAAGUCCCAUCGCAACUUUCGCUCCAUCACUACCAAAGCGAUCGCGGGAAGAAAUUUUACAAGAUGUGAUGCUAAAAGUCCGAAGGUCCCUAACGGAAAUUCUGUUGGAAGUGACAAACGAAGAAAUAUCAUCGGUUUGCAGAGAGGUUUGGAGCCGCGCACGAGCCAAAGCCCCUGCAGGAGAGCCCCCUGUCGCAUCCUUCAACAACACGGCCCCUCUUGCUCAGAUCACUCGGAAACUUGGUCUGGGCAUCUAUGGCGACAGUAACAGCGAAUCUGAGGAGGAAAAGAGGGAGGACGAAGAACCAGAGGAGGAAGACAGUGAUGAGGAACUCAAGGAGACAUUGCGAAGGAGGCAGCAGGCAUUUAAGAAAACCGAGGAGGAAAUCGAGGCGCGAUUGGCAGAGGAAGAACAGGAGCUGAAGCGGCAGGAGGAGGAUCACAUUUAUGAACAACAGAAAAAUCAUAUUGGUAAUUCUAGCGGCAGAGAUUCAGUUGAAAAUGAAACGAUAAAUAAUGAAAGGGAAGAAUCAGAAACGAUGUCAAGCGGCGGACAAACGCCGCAACAUCAAUUAAUAACAAGCGACACGGCAAAGAUAAAUUCACCAAUGAAAUCGGCUCAAUCGGAAUCUAGCAGUAAUGAUGAUGAUUCUAGUUCGGAAAGUUCAACAAAAAUAAAACGAUCAUCACGCAAGGACAACAACAGUUCACGUGGUGAUGAGAGGAAGAAAAAGUCAAAGAGCCGAAGUAAAUCGAGAAGUCGUCGUCGUUCCAGGUCACGUUCUUCUGAUCAUUACAGAAGGCGUAAAUCUAGAUCUAGAUCAAUUAAGUCACGUAAGGGUUAUCGUUCACGAUCGUCAAGUAGUUACAGGUCUGGGAGAAAGCAUAGGUCAAGGUCGAGGAAUCGUAAAAGGGAGAGGUCGCGUUCCAAGUCCAGAUAUAGAUCACGUUCGCAUUCAUUUGGACGAAGGUAUUCACGAUCGCAGUCGAGGGGAAAGAGGAGAUCACGUUCGCAUUCCAGAAGCAGAAGGAGUCCCUCGUACUCGAGUAGGCGAAGUAAUUCCCGAUCGCGAGAGAGAAGGAGAAGUCGAUCCAGGUCCAGGGACAGGAGGCGAUCACGCACUCGCUCCAAGGAACGAAGACGCUCACCGUAUUCGUCGUCGAGAAAUAAGAGACGCUCACGCUCGAGGUCCCGCGAUCGCCGACGAUCGAGAUCAAAGUCGAGGCACACUGGUCAUCAUCGAGAUGGUAAGAAGUCAUCGCAUCGGUACAAGGAUUGAGAGCUAUCUUCUAUUUAUAAAGACUCUUCUCUGGUUCAUCAACAAGAUUUCUCGACAAGCCCAAGAGACAGCUUCAGUAAUAAUAAUAUAAUAGUGAUGUGCAGUUUUUUUUAAAUAUAAAAAAUCAAGUUUAUAGUAAACUCUUUUUUUUAAAGAAAAGAAAAAGAUAAGCAGUGAAUAUGUGCUCUUUAACGAUUUUAAUGUCAGUUUAUAAUUCACAUACACACGUACACACACAGUGUUUCGAAACUAUUUCCCUGGUGGUUACCGAGCAAUAAUUUUACAGAUUGUAAAUAAUAAACGUAAUUAUUACGUACUUUACGAA
Messenger RNA from Leptopilina heterotoma, 3033 nucleotides. RefSeq names its product arginine/serine-rich protein PNISR-like. NCBI's taxonomy places the organism in Eukaryota, Metazoa, Arthropoda, Insecta, Hymenoptera, Figitidae. Gene Ontology annotation, molecular function: RNA binding. The transcript has 13 exons. Bases 312 to 2708 code for a protein of 798 amino acids. The record is from RefSeq and is a predicted model, not a curated record. Gene Ontology annotation, cellular component: nuclear speck; presynaptic active zone.